Lachancea mirantina is the source of this 531-nucleotide messenger RNA. The record is from the annotation of a GenBank genome assembly. Lineage: Eukaryota; Fungi; Ascomycota; Saccharomycetes; Saccharomycetales; Saccharomycetaceae.
AUGUGGAGUACGUCAAAGAUACACAAUGGGCUUCGUCGAACUUUGAUUGUUAUAUCCUGGAUACCUGUUGCAAUGACUGUGAAUGAACAUAUAUGUUACGUUGCCAAGAUCGAAGGAUCUUCGAUGAGACCCACGUUAAAUCCCAAUGAGACAAUUCCGAGCGAUUGGGUACUUCUAUGGAAAUGGGGGGUGCAAGAUGCUAUGAAUCUCAGAUAUAACGAUGUCAUUUUGUUCAAAGCACCGUACAAUCCUACAAAAGUGUAUUGCAAACGUAUCAAAGGUGUUCAAUUCGAUUCCGUUAGCACAAACUAUCCGUAUCCAAGAGAAAUUGUUCAAAUCCCAAGGAAUCAUGUGUGGGUGGAAGGCGAUAACACAUUUCAUUCCAUAGACUCUAAUACUUUCGGGCCCAUAUCGACAGGUCUCGUGCUCGGUAAAGUAGCCAUGGUUUUAUGGCCUCCGUCGCGAUGGGGGUCUCAAAUCGAUCAAAGCGGUGGCCGAGGCGAUAUACGUGUUAGAGAUAUGAGAUUUUGA